AUGUUACAAGUUAGACAGGAUGCUGAACAGUUGUUUGUCUGGGAACUUGGUGAGGGCUUGGUUAACAUCUGGUGGGAUAAUUGGUCAUUGGAUGGUUGCCUUAUUCAGGACCAGUUUGUCCCAGCUGCCCCUAUGUUUGUGAAAGAUAUCUGGGCUUUUGGCAAGUGGAACCUUGCUCCUAUCAUUCCUUUCUGUAGCCCAUCUCAAUUAAGCAGUAUUCAGAAGCUUACUAUCAAACCUGGGGUGAAAGACAAAAUUGUGGUUAGAAAGAACCCUAUCCCUUCUCAACAACCCCAUCUGGUACACUGGGGUCACACCAUCUGGAAUAAUUUCCUCACCCCAUCCAUGUCCUUCUUCAUUUGGAGACUUUUCUCAAAGAUGAUUCCCACGGAUGACAUCCUAAAGUUGAAGGGUUUGAGGGGUCCUUCUAGAUGUUUUUUCUGCUUGGCUCAAGAGGAAACAAUUUCCCAUCUGUUCUUUGAGUGUCAUUGGGUACAGGAGGUUUGGUCAUUUGUGAUUGGUAAACUUAGAAUCCCAACCUUGCACCUCACAUGGAAGAUGUUCUUUACUAGCUGGGCUGAUUGGAGGGGUGCUGAACUCCAGGACAUCCCCAAUAUUGUGGCAUGGUUUGUGUGGAUGGCAAGGAACCAGGCAAAGCAUGAUAGCUCCCUUAUUGAUCCUAAGAGGGUGGGUCUAAAUUGUAUUGCUUUUAUUCAAAAACUGAUCAACUUUAAAAAGUACAAGACUGUGUUGGAGAUUGUUCCUGUUCUCAAGCCUCAAACUUCCAAAGUUGUGACUAUCUGCUAG
Molecule: messenger RNA, 807 nt
Organism: Phalaenopsis equestris
Lineage: Eukaryota; Viridiplantae; Streptophyta; Magnoliopsida; Asparagales; Orchidaceae
Exons: 1
Coding region: 1-807 (268 amino acids)
Source: RefSeq, a predicted model, not a curated record